Messenger RNA from Gekko japonicus, 3330 nucleotides. It is a transcript of the gene PRSS12, whose product is annotated as protease, serine 12. Gene Ontology annotation, molecular function: serine-type endopeptidase activity. The record is from RefSeq and is a predicted model, not a curated record. Gene Ontology annotation, biological process: proteolysis. The coding region runs from base 28 to 2166 and encodes 712 amino acids. Lineage: Eukaryota; Metazoa; Chordata; Lepidosauria; Squamata; Gekkonidae. Gene Ontology annotation, cellular component: membrane. The transcript is spliced from 13 exons.
CCUCCAUCCUGUUGGCAUCUUCAUGGCAUGGGGCUUUUUGGGUCAGUGAGACUUCGAGGUGGCAAAAAUGAGUUUGAAGGCACAGUUGAAGUUUAUCUCAAUGGAAUAUGGGGGACGAUUUGCAGCAGUCAUUGGGAUGAUAAUGAUGCAUCGGUGAUAUGCCAACAACUUGAACUUGGAGAAAGAGGCACAGCAAAGCAAACCCCAUUCGCUGGACUGGGCCUUAUCCCUGUUUACUGGAGUGAUGUCCAUUGCCAUGGUGAUGAAGAAAAUAUCCUGCUAUGUGAAAAACAUAUUUGGCAGGGUGGAACGUGUCCUCAAAAUAUGGCAGCUGCUGUCUCAUGUAGCUUUUCUCAUGCCUCUGAUUUUAUCCCAGUCCGGCUGGUCGAUGGGAGCAGUGCUCAUGAAGGAAGAGUAGAAGUCUACCAUUCUGGUCAGUGGGGAACCAUCUGUGAUGACCAAUGGGAUGAUGCUGAUGCUGAGGUAGUCUGCAGGCAGCUUGGUCUUGGGGGAGUUGCCAAGGCUUGGAGCCAAGCUUAUUUUGGAGAAGGUUCAGGGCCUGUGCUGCUAGAUGAAGUGCGUUGUACAGGAAAUGAACUGUCUAUAGAACAGUGUCUAAAGAGCUCCUGGCAAGAGCACAACUGUGGUCACAAAGAAGAUGCAGGAGUAUCCUGCACUCCUUUAGCAGAUGGUGCAAUCAGACUAGCUGGUGGGAAAGGGAACCACGAGGGAUGGUUGGAAGUGCUUUACAAUGGACAGUGGGGCACUAUAUGUGAUGAUGGGUGGACUGAACUGAACACACAUGUGGCCUGUCGGCAGCUGGGAUUUAAGAAUGGAAGGAGUUCAUCGGAACGCUACAUAGAAGAGGCCAGGGGACCUAUCUGGCUGGAUGAUGUCAGCUGCUCAGGAAAGGAGUCUGCCAUCCUCCAGUGUUCAAAGAGGGAGUGGGGAAGGCAUGACUGCAGCCACCAAGAGGAUGUCCGACUCAGUUGCUAUCCAGAUAAUGACAGCCACAGAAUCUCACUGGGGCCUCCCAUCAGACUGAUGGAUGGUGAAAAUAAGAAAGAAGGACGGGUAGAGAUCUUUAUCCAUGGCCAGUGGGGGACAAUUUGUGAUGAUGGAUGGUCCGAUAAGGAUGCAGCUGUGGUAUGUCGACAGCUUGGCUACAAAGGCCCAGCAAGAGCAAGGACUAUGGCAUAUUUUGGAGAAGGAAAAGGCCCGAUCCAUGUUGAUAAUGUGAAAUGCACAGGAAAUGAAAGAUCCUUGUCUGACUGCAUUAAACAGGAUAUUGGCAGACACAAUUGCCGUCAUAGUGAAGAUGCUGGGGUGAUCUGUGACUAUCUUAACAAGAAGGCAUCUGGGAACAGUAAUAAAGAUUCUCUUGCUUCUGUAUGUGGUUUGAGGUUACUGCAUCGUCGCCAGAAACGUAUCAUUGGUGGGAAGAAUUCUUUAAGGGGCGGAUGGCCCUGGCAAGUUGCUCUGCGACUGAAAUCAUCACAUGGAGAUGGAAGAUUGCUAUGUGGUGCCACUCUCAUCAGCAGCUGCUGGGUGCUUACUGCAGCACAUUGUUUUAAGAGGUAUGGCAAUAACACCCGUAGCUAUGUGGUACGAGUUGGAGACUACCACACAUUGGUGCCUGAGGAAUAUGAGGAAGAAAUUGGAGUGCAAGAGAUUACACUGCAUAAGGAAUAUAGGCCUGAUAGCAGUGACUAUGACAUUGCACUAGUGAGGCUGCAAGGACCUGAGGAACAGUGUGCUAGGUUCAGCACUCAUGUCUUGCCUGCCUGCUUGCCACUCAGGCGAGAGAGGCCACAGAAAACAGCUCCAAAUUGCUAUAUCACUGGUUGGGGUGACACAGGAAGAUCUUACUCAAGAACAUUACAGCAAGCUGCUAUCCCCCUGCUUCCCAAAAGGAUCUGUGAAGAAAGGUAUCGGGCACGGUUCACAGGGAGGAUGCUAUGUGCUGGUAGCCUUCAGGAGCAAAAACGUGUGGACAGUUGCCAGGGAGACAGUGGUGGACCACUGAUAUGUGAACGCCCAGGAGAAAGCUGGGUGGUAUAUGGGGUAACCUCCUGGGGUUAUGGCUGUGGAGUCAAAGACUCUCCAGGUGUCUAUACCAAAGUUUCUUCUUUUGUACCCUGGAUACGAAGUGUGACCAAACUAUGACCACCCCCCUGGGGUGGGUGGGUACUUUUUGUGUGCAUACUCCUUUUUGGAAAUUGAAACAGGUCACCACAAUGUAAUGCUGACCUGUGUCCGUUACAUUGAAAAGGGGCAGAGAAGAGAUUGUACUUCUCUAAUGACUUCCUAUAGAUGAAGCUACAAAGCAGCACAGAUCAGUUGCAAAUUCUGUACACAACAAAUUUUCAUGACUGCAAGGUGGAGUAAUAUACAAACCUUUUUUGGACAGACGGUAAAGUGGUCCUACCACUUUAUUGCAAUGGUAAAAUUAAUAGCUGUGAUAUUUGUCACUGUUCAGUGGGACCCCUGGAGGCUUCAAAUACAUUUAUCAAACUUCUAAAAAGUUGAUUUUUUUAAACAUAGUACUUACAUUGAGACCCACUAUGUGUUGUCUUCAGACACACUAAACUCCACAUGGAUCACAAUAAUCAUAAAGACUGAUACAAUACAUCCUUGAACAAGUAGUUCUUGUACUCAGAUAGGUACUACCUGAUUCUUAUUUCACUACCUUAAAAGUUUUAAGCUUGCUCCCACUGAAUCUUGAAGUGGUAGUUUCAUGUCAGUAUAUUGUCUAUGUACAUGUGAUGAGCAACCCAUGCUGUUUUUUGUACUCAUUCUAGUUGCAACAUGUUAGCUGUUCAAAUUACGUCUGCAUCUGUGUGAUCAGUGUUUCAGCAUGUACUGUAUCAGAUUUGUAGCAAUGAUUAUACAAUACCUCAGUUAUCAAAAUCCUGAAAAAAUAGUCAACUAUCUGUUCUAAAAACUAUUCUUCUAUGGCAGCCACCCCCAUUUGCUAAUCAUGCAAAAUUGGUGCUAAACAUAGAAUGUUUUCAUUCAGUAUUUAUAGCUUUCUGUAAGGUCGCACUGUUUAAUUACAUAACAUUAAAUAAGCGGGUUUUGCUUUGAGAUAAAAGCCCUUAUAUGAACUGAUUCAGUGCUGUUGUCAAAAUCACCAUAAAAGAAAGGUAGGACUCUUCCUAAACCCUUUGUGUAAAGAAGCUGAUUUUUCAAGGUAACGUUUAACUUUGCAAUAUGAUCCUGUCUUACAGUAGAGCUGUUUUCAUUGGUCUCUGCUUGAAGCACUUUCUGAAAUCUAUAAUCUGAAAUCUUUGUUGCUAGCCUCUCUAAAGUGCAGGUAAUUCAUUUCAG